Molecule: messenger RNA, 1143 nt
Organism: Necator americanus (New World hookworm)
Lineage: Eukaryota; Metazoa; Nematoda; Chromadorea; Rhabditida; Ancylostomatidae
Exons: 5
Coding region: 1-1143 (380 amino acids)
Source: RefSeq, a predicted model, not a curated record
AUGGCGUUUGCUCCUACGAGGAAUGUGAAUAUCGGAAACUCUUGUGCAACGUUUUUGUUUCCGUCAGCAACCUAUUCAUUCGUUUUGCUUGAAAAGGCUGCAAAACAGACGACAUUGAAUUUGUCCCGCUCGUCGAUGAACACGGCGCAUGACAGGCCAGCACCGGAGCAAUCGUGUACGAAUUUGAUAAAGCUUGAUGAAGAAGAUGAGACAUUUCCAGUCAUCUCGCUCACAUUCAAUCUCAAUGACUCGCCAGAGCUUGACGAGUUUCCUGAAGAAUCCUUCCGUGACACCAUCGCUGGGGCACUACGUGUCAGGCAGGUGGAUAUUGUAAUUCUCAGAGUGAACUGUAUGGGCACCGUGGACAGCCUUACUGUUCAAUUUGGUGUUCUUAAAAGUCAAUCCAAAGCAGAGAUGAAGACGGAAAAGAGAAAGGAUUACGGUAAUGACGAUGACGAUGACGACGGUGAUGAUGAUGAUAAUAAUGAUGAUGAGAAGGACAAAGAUGACGAUGGCGAUGAUGAAGACGAAGAUGAAAAGAAAGAUAAUGAGAAGGAUGACGACAAGCGCAAGGAUCGAAAAGGUGAUUCGAAGGAAGACGACGAUAAUAAAGAUGACGAUGACAACAAAGAUGACAGUAAAGAAAACGACAGCAACGAAAAAGACAAAGAUAACGAUAACGAUAGUGAUGAUUAUGAUGAUGAUGACGAUGAUGAUGAUAAUGAUAUUAGUAAGACUAGUAAGGAUAACAAGAGAAAAAGAAAAGAUAAAAAUGACAGUAAGGAAGACGAUGAGGAAGACGAUAAAGAGGACGAUGAAGAAGACGAUGAAGACUACGGUAAUGUAUUUGGUGAGGACUGGUACAAGUUCGAGAACAUCAAGUACGAUGCUGACAUGUUCGUCGAUGCGGAAUCAGUAGCCACACGAAUGAAGGCCAUGGGACAUCUUAACCAAAUCGCGGAUCUCCAAGUUGAUUCGAUUGAAUUCACUGAGGAUAUCAUUGAACUCGAAUACAAGCCGGACAAUUCAACACUUUUCAUUCAAUCUGUCACUGUUGGUACCGUAAUGCUUUUGAUGUUAAUUCUUGGAACAUGGGUAAUGUGCCGUAAUCGCGAGUACUCGGACGAUUUACAAAAAGCUUGA